Messenger RNA from Adineta ricciae, 684 nucleotides. The record is from the annotation of a GenBank genome assembly. NCBI's taxonomy places the organism in Eukaryota, Metazoa, Rotifera, Eurotatoria, Adinetida, Adinetidae.
AUGGACACUUUAGCUUCGCAGUUAGAAUUGAAUUCCUCGAGAAAUAUUCUGUUGUGUCUAUCGCAAUAUUCGGCUUGUUUGGCCGCUGGUUGUCUAUCCGAAAAGAAUAAAUGGCGUGAAAACCUUAUGAAUUUGAAUGCUCGGAUAAGUUUAUGUCGAACGGUUAACCGAUCAUUAGAUUAUGUUGGAUGUUUAUCGCGAAUUCGAAAAUACGGUUUUGGACAAAAUGAUUCGACUUCAUCAUCAUUAACUCGACUUCUAACAUUGACAAAUAGUAUCUGCGAUCUUAUUUAUUAUCCUGCGGAAUGCCUAGCCUGGUUAUGCGAAGCGAAUGUGUUCGGACCUAAUCGAUCAUCCAGAUCUUUUCGAUUAGUUUCGUUAAUCUGUUGGUUGACGAACAUACUUGUUUCAAUUAUCGGAAAUACAUUAAAACUACUCCAAUAUCGAAGAUUAUUAUUAGUAAAGAAAUGGUCGAAAGACAAGGAAAGUCCUAGUCCGCUAAGUCUGAAAACCGAAAUGUAUAAAUGUCUAUUGACAUUAACCAACAACUUCUGUUUUCUGAUCAAUUGCGUUCAAUGGCUUGCAAUACCUGGAUUUCUAUGGUCGGGUAAAUUAUCUACUUUUACCGUUGGUUUUUGUGGUACUUUAGCAACACUCUGUAACAUCAUCAAAAUGAAUAUUUAA